Drosophila obscura is the source of this 995-nucleotide messenger RNA. RefSeq names its product E3 ubiquitin-protein ligase BRE1. The record is from RefSeq and is a predicted model, not a curated record. The transcript has a single exon. Lineage: Eukaryota; Metazoa; Arthropoda; Insecta; Diptera; Drosophilidae. Bases 177 to 872 code for a protein of 231 amino acids.
AACAAAUCGCUUUUUUAUUUAUGUACAUUAAGCUCGUACUAUUGGUAAUAUUUGUUAUCAAGUGUAGCAGAAACCUGAUUCGAAGAUAGCCUUAGCCAGCUUUGUCACAAGUGAAUAAAACUAAAGGAAAACAUAAAAUCAAUACAUAUAAUAUCUUAUCAGAAGCAGAAAGAAUCAUGGAGCGAGAUGGCGAUCACAAUGAGAUUGAAGAUUCCCCUGAGGUAGAUGAAAUCAUCCCAUCUGAGACGAAGCAAGCAGAAGGCACAACGGAUGCCGAACAGGCUGGUGAAUCUGGCUCCCAGCACCUUGAUUCGAGCUUGGACUGCAGCCGCCAGUCGACUCAACGUGUUGAACAUCUCCAGCUACGAGUACACAACAAUAAUCAACAAUUGCAGCGCAUAAACAAAAAGCUAGAGCCAUACAAGUGCUGCGUGUGUGCCAAAUACUUGCGCUGGGGCGUCAUUACCAUCUGCGGGCACUUCUACUGCUGGGGCUGCCUGUGGCCGCAGCUGCACGACAAAGCACAUCCCAAAUGCUGCCGGUGCUCAAGGCCAUUGAUCCUGCACGAAGACAUCAUUCCGUUUCACUGCGAUGGGCCCAACGAUGCGGCUGGUUACUGUUUGCCGGCCCAGCCGGGCAACGUGCCACGCCCAACGGGAUUCUAUUUCGACGCUUACAAUGUUCCCAACUGGUUCACUUUCUACGAGCGGAUGGAGGAUGCUCAGCAGUUGAGCCGCAAUUUAUUUUAUGUGCUUGGGAUUCUGCGCACCAAUUAUCCACGCACUAUUCAGCUGUUGGACCUCCUACAGUGGAUCCAGGUGCUGUGCAUCGGUAUCCUGUGUUUAUUGUGGUGUCGAGUCUCGUUUAACUAGAAGAGAUAAUUACAGACGUUAUCAGCUUUGGGAAAGACAGUGUUUAGUUUAAAUAUUAACGUUCGGCAAUACUGCAACAGUUUGCAUACAUUUGGAAGACCUGAAAUAAAUUACCCAAAGCCA